AUGAAGAAAACCACAGCAGGGCUUAUGAUCAUACUCUCGUGGCAGCAAGCAUGCGGAUCGCACACAAAAUCCACACAAAAUGGCCGAGAAAAGACGUAUAUGCCAUGCGCGCAAGACGGAUCCAAACAAUUCCUAAUCCGUAACUGGCGCAGCACAACCUACAGCAACAGCACCGAGGUCUUCGCCUUCACCCUCUCCGCCGACUUCAGCGGGUACGCGUCGUCCUGCCGCGGCGAGCGCAGUGGCGAAGCCAGUAGCGGAUGGACGUCGUGUGAUGAGCUUACCGACGAAUCAAACACAUACUUCGACUUCUCGUCCAACGACUACCUCACCGUAAACCACACCUUCGUAUGUGAUCGCGGCGCAGACGAGUCCGACCCGCGCAAUCGAUUUGCAAAUGUGAUCGCUACGGGUGAUGGGAGAUUGUUAGUCGGACUCGUGGACACGCCUGAGGGCCAUUUCACAGGCACGGAGGGCGACAACAUGACUAUCGCGGCGUACCCGGAGGUAGCGCAUCGAUUACCAAAGGCAGACUGUGCGGCCGCGUCGAAAGAUGCCGAAUGGGAAGUUAGGAACUUCACAUACAGCGCGCGACUAUCGACAGGAAACCCGUGGAUCCCACCUGCAGCUGUAGCUAGUAUCAACUACGACUUGUAUAACAAGGCGAACGACUUCCUGAUAAAUUGCCAGGCUAUCAACGACUCCAUCGUGACACCGCCGAAUGACCCGGCUCUGAUAGAUCCAAACGUGCGGUGGCCUUGUCCGAUUAGCUAUCGCGACGACUUAUUCCCGCGUGGGGCGUAUCCAUCGACGGUGUUCAAGUUUGAUAGGAGUCAUAACGAACUUACUAUCGAGCAGGAGUGGGAGUGCGACGACGAUGAUGAUGAUGAUGGUGAUGAUGGACGCGAGUAA
This is a messenger RNA of Annulohypoxylon maeteangense, 912 nucleotides long. RefSeq lists its product as uncharacterized. The transcript has a single exon. Lineage: Eukaryota; Fungi; Ascomycota; Sordariomycetes; Xylariales; Hypoxylaceae. Bases 1 to 912 code for a protein of 303 amino acids. The record is from RefSeq and is a predicted model, not a curated record.